UAAAGGAGCUAGCCGAAGCUACCUUGAAAGAGCGUGAGCACGAGGCCAGACCAAAUCAAAGUUAUUUUAGUACAAAGAAAAGGAGACACAUUAUUAUUGUGUUGCACUGAGUGCAGUGACCAUGACGAGAACUCCUUGUUGUGAGAGAAUGGGAUUGAAGAAGGGACCUUGGACAGCUGAAGAAGAUCAGAUAUUGGUUUCUCAUAUUCAACAAUAUGGCCAUGGAAACUGGCGUGCCCUUCCUAAACAAGCUGGUUUGUUAAGGUGUGGCAAGAGUUGUAGGCUUCGUUGGAUAAAUUACUUGAGGCCAGAUAUUAAACGAGGGAAAUUCAGCAAAGAAGAAGAACAUACCAUCCUAAAGCUACAUGGAAUUCUUGGAAACAGAUGGUCUGCUAUAGCGGCAAGCUUACCCGGAAGAACAGACAACGAAAUAAAGAAUUUUUGGCAUACCCAUUUGAAGAAGAGGAUCCAGAAAAGUGGAGUGCACAAUGGCAAUGCUUCCUCACGUAUCUUGCAAGAGGCACAAGCAAAUACUAGUUUGGAUGCAUCAAGUGCUGCUUCUAGUACUGUCACUGCAAAUGUAAUGAUUGCCAAUUACGGUUUACCCGUAAGGAAUAUUAAUCCACCUAUUGCAGGAUUUUACGGUGCAGUCUCCUCAGAUACUUUUGGAGAAAUUGAGGACAAUCAUGGUUCUUGUCAGCUCAGUGAAGAAAUGGAAUUUUGGUACAAUAUAUUUAUCAAAUCAGGGCAAACAUCAUGAGACAAUUGAUAUCUGGGAUAUUAUAUAGCUAGAUUGCAUGAUACUAGUAUAAAAUUUGUCUCACUCCUUAACUUUUUUGUUUUUAGAUGGCAAUUAACCUUUGGUUUCAGCUUGGUGUUUGUGAGCAAGACUUAAAAUCCAUUUUGGCAAUGCAAAUUGCCAGAUGAGAACUAAAUUAAAGAUGAUCAAUGGAUAACACUUCUAAAUAAAGGCUCGAGAGAAGUUUAUGCAAUUAUACGAGGCAUAUACAGGAACAAAUUACUUUUGACUGUCAUUUUUUUUUGUAGUGACUUUUGACUGUUAUUUGAAGCAAAGGCAAAAUUUUCCUUCAACUUUAAGCUUCGAUUAUGUAGUUCUUACGAAUCAUUCCAAUUACAAUUAUUACUAUAGGAACGCUUGCACGGAGAAUUUAUAU
Messenger RNA from Glycine soja, 1175 nucleotides. RefSeq names its product transcription factor MYB4-like. The transcript is spliced from 3 exons. The record is from RefSeq and is a predicted model, not a curated record. Lineage: Eukaryota; Viridiplantae; Streptophyta; Magnoliopsida; Fabales; Fabaceae. Bases 122 to 760 code for a protein of 212 amino acids.